GCCUGAUUAUUUUUACACUGUCGAGUCUGGCGGUGAAAUCCAGGUCAUCUCCGCCGGAUCACCAGCCGAUACGGCUCAAGCUUCUGCUCUCCGCGGAUCCGCAGUGCUAUUUCCUGAUUCCUCUUUUGAGAGUGAGAUUGCAAGCUGAAGGAUGAGGUGGGGCAGGCUGAUUAGCAUGCUGUUACACUGAGAAGAGUUUAUCCACCCAGGACAAGCAGCAGCAACUACACGUUCCCUACCUAAAUCAACUAUCAAACACCUGCUCUCAAUCAAGUAUCUGUCUGGAUAUUUCUCUCUCUCUCUCUCACACACACACACACACACACACACACACAGAGCUAUGGCUGGCUGGCUCUGGCUGGGAGGGUAAUUGGUGUGCUGGUUGCCCUGGCAACCCCACUCUGAUUCCUGUUAAAAAGAGCCAUACUGUCACUGAAGACUUUUUAGCCCCCUUCUGCCUUUCUCCGGAGUUUAUUUGCCCUUUGAGGAGGGAAAGGGCAGUGGCCGGAGCCAUGGACUCAUGAGGUGAGAAUGGUAGCACGGUGGCUGUUCGGCCCCCAGGAGCCCUCAGGCAAUUAGAGCCAAUAACGUGGGCACAUACACGGGCAGAGCGGCAGGAGCAGUAUGCAGGAGGCUGACCUACCGGCCACCAAUGCUUUCACAGAGUGCAGAUUCUUGUGCACUAAUGGCAGAUGCCUGAACCUGGGCUCACAGGUCUGUGAUCAGCUAAACCACUGUGGAGACAACAGUGAUGAGGAGCACUGCCCCAUCUCCACCCAGCAUCCUGCAUCUGCGAUCUUCAGCUCUGAACUGGAGUUUGUGCAGAUCGUGAUCAUAAUUGUUGUGAUGACUGUGAUGGUUGUGGUGGUCUUGUGCCUCCUAAACCACUAUAAACUCACCACGUGGUCGUUCCUGAGCCGGGCGAGUCAGGGACAGAGUCAGGACCUUUCUUUGCAGCAGGAGGGUUCUUUGUGGCCAUCAGAUAAUGGACUGAGACAAGGGGCAUCUGAGGUGGUUUAUGCUCCUCAGCCAAGGGACCGUUUUACUGCUCCCACUUUCAUGCAGCAUAACCGCUUCAGACGUUUCCAGCCCACCUACCCAUACCUGCAGCACGAGAUCGAUCUGCCACCCACCAUCUCCCUGUCAGAUGGAGAGGAACCGCCACCAUACCAGGGCCCUUGCACACUGCAGUUGAGAGACCCUGAACAGCAGCUCGAGCUCAACAGAGAGUCUGUUCGUGCCCCACCCAACCGAACUAUCUUUGACAGCGACCUUAUCGACAUGCACAGUUCAGGGGGUGGCGGAGGGCCGCGCCCUCCCAGUAGCAACUCUGGGAUCAGUGCUGCCAGUUCCAGUACGCACGGACGCAUGGAGGGUCCACCGCCCGCUUAUAGUCAAGUCAUUGGACAGCACUCAGGCAUAGUACUUUACCUCCACCAGCACAGCAAUAACCCGCCUGUCCCUGUCACUGUGCAGACUCCUCCCAGGUGCCGGACAGAUCAGAGCAGCCCAGAGAGCACAAUAGCAUUGAGCAAGGACAGACAGAGGGAAGAGCUUGUUUGAGAGGGGUGGGGCUAGCACACGAUUGGAUAUCACACUCACUCUCCACCCAUAAAGAGAACAGGUUCACCUUCUAGACACUCCCGUGCACAACAGAGCUUUAUGGGUCUUCACAACACAAGCAAAACCAUUUGUCAAAAAAAAUAACAAAGUGAAAUUGAGCUUACUAAAGAAUCAUUUCUUUUUCUGUCAGACCAGCUGCGAUAACACUGCGGUUUAUGCACUGCCUGGAGUUUCCCACCUUUGUUGCUUUGUAUUACUUGCAUAUAGCCUACAAUUAAGAAAAAUAUUCUAGCACAAGACAGGCUUUUUGUUGUUGUCAUUGUUUUUAUUGGUUUUAUCAUUAAAUCCCCCUCAAAUGUCCCCUCCUACCCAAGCCACACGUGACACUAGCUGUGUGGAUAAGAAUUUCUUUUUUUAAAGACCUAUAUCUGUGCUACAUGAACAAAACAUAAAUGUGGAAAAAUGGUGGAAAUCCAAAUCCUGGUGCCAAGGUAUACGUGGAAGGUGUCGUAGGGUGUUGACUGUCUUAAAGACUUGUUAAACACUUAAAUCAAAAACCUUCUGUGAAAUUUGCACUACUGUUAAAGUUAUUCAGAGAAAUUUGGGAAGGUGGGGUGAUGUAUGUGUUUACUGUUAGUACUGUUUGUUUUCAUGUAGAUCUGAGCAUAUGCUUUAAUGCAGGCUUUCUAUGGGAGGGAAGUGAUCUUGUCUGUCUUGUCUGCACAAGAAAAAUCUCUAAUCCAGCCUAAAAUAGCCUUUGUCUAAAAGAGGCACAGAAUACAGAGAGUCUGCUCUACUCUCAUCUAUCCUCACCAGUGACACUUCAGCCACUUUCACAAACUCCAAGGUCAGUUGAAAGGAGGCCUAAAAAUCUCACUUUACUAAUAGAAGUGAACAGGUUUGACAUGUUAUAAGAUGUGUAAUUUAUUCAAAUGAAGUUCUGGAAAGAAGAGCGCACUGUAGCUGUGCGUACACUGUUCUCCAUAAGCACGUUUUUUUCUUAAAGGGAUGGUUUGAAAAUUCAGACAUCCUUUACUCAUCCUCAUGCUGUCAAACCUGUAUGACUCUCUUCAUUGUGUGGAACACAAAAGGAGAUGUUAUACAGAAUGUUAGGACCUGGCAACCUCAAUAACCAUACACUUUCAUUACAUUCUGUAUUUUGUUCCAUACCAUGAAAGUGAAUGUUGAAUGAUGCUGUUGCAUUGAAGAAAGGCAUACAAGUUUGGAAUGGCAAAAGGAUGAGUAAAUGAUGACAGAAUUUUCAUUUUUGAGUAAACUAACCAUGUUAACCCUCAAAACAAAAAACAUUAUUUAUGAGCUAGAGUCUGUGAAGAAAAUGACAUCAUUUUCAGAGGUUAAAGGUCAAAAUUGUACCAUUUCAUUCCUUUUGCACCUUCUUCUGUGAUUAAAAACUGAAAUACUUUUUAAACAAA
Molecule: messenger RNA, 2996 nt
Organism: Myxocyprinus asiaticus (Chinese sucker)
Lineage: Eukaryota; Metazoa; Chordata; Actinopteri; Cypriniformes; Catostomidae
Product: low-density lipoprotein receptor class A domain-containing protein 4-like
Exons: 6
Coding region: 625-1563 (312 amino acids)
Biological process (GO): negative regulation of transforming growth factor beta receptor signaling pathway
Cellular component (GO): early endosome membrane; Golgi membrane
Molecular function (GO): R-SMAD binding
Source: RefSeq, a predicted model, not a curated record